This is a messenger RNA of Poecilia reticulata (guppy), 1199 nucleotides long. Its product is annotated as ras-related protein Rab-1A. Gene Ontology annotation, molecular function: GTP binding; GTPase activity. The record is from RefSeq and is a predicted model, not a curated record. NCBI's taxonomy places the organism in Eukaryota, Metazoa, Chordata, Actinopteri, Cyprinodontiformes, Poeciliidae.
UUUCCGGGUUGGUGGUACUCAGACGGCCAUAUUUGAUUCGGUUACACUGUUCUGACAACUACUCGCUUCAAAGUAACGACACAACCAGUCCAGAAUCUCUCCGAACCACCUUCAGCUGCUUCCACAGACGACACACUUCACAACAAGCAGGCAACCAUGAAUCCGGAAUAUGACUACUUAUUCAAGCUGCUGCUGAUUGGUGACUCCGGUGUCGGGAAGUCCUGUCUCCUGUUGCGGUUUGCAGACGACACGUACACAGAGAGCUACAUCAGCACCAUCGGGGUGGACUUUAAGAUCCGGACCAUCGAAUUGGACGGGAAGACCAUCAAGCUGCAGAUCUGGGACACGGCGGGCCAGGAAAGGUUCAGAACCAUCACCUCCAGUUACUACAGAGGAGCUCACGGCAUCAUAGUGGUGUAUGACGUGACAGAUCAGGAAUCGUUCAACAACGUGAAGCAGUGGCUGCAGGAGAUCGACCGCUACGCCAGCGAGAACGUCAACAAGCUGCUGGUCGGCAACAAGAGCGACCUGACCACCAAGAAGGUGGUGGACUACACUACAGCCAAGGAGUUUGCGGACCACCUGGGCAUCCCGUUCCUGGAGACGAGCGCUAAGAGCGCCACCAACGUGGAGCAGGCCUUCAUGACCAUGGCGGCUGAGAUCAAGAAGCGGAUGGGCCCCGGGGCCACGGCCGGCGCCGCCGACAGGUCCAACGUGAAGAUACAGAGCAAGCCGGUCAACACUUCGUCUGGCGGCUGCUGCUGAGAGCCGCCGCUUCCCCCCCACCCCCCCGGCCAGCAGUAGGACGAUAAGCCCCGCCCCCACCAUCUCCCGCCGUCUCCUCGUCACUCGGAACCGUUUUUAAGUCUCCUGGGUCCGGACGGAGCGCGCUCAGACCGGCAGCGCGCGCGCCUCCACACCUCUCCCCCUCAGCAGGCUCCGCCCCCUCAGCAGGCUCCGCCCCCUCAGCCACGUGCCUUCAGGGCAGAAGAAGAACCCGCGCCGCCCAGACAACAUUCCCAUCAGGUGGCGCGCGCGCUGCCGGCCCGGUCGGAGCGGCGCUCCCACAAACUGUAUAUAUUUAUACAUAAAUGUUUGCAGAAGCUGUAGAAGAAGAAACCUGAGCAGCUGAUUGGCUGCGGACGCCGCAGCUCUGCGGCUCAGAGUCUAUUAAACAAUGAAGGAGAUGUUUGAUAACA